Molecule: messenger RNA, 3532 nt
Organism: Zalophus californianus (California sea lion)
Lineage: Eukaryota; Metazoa; Chordata; Mammalia; Carnivora; Otariidae
Gene: TMEM158
Product: transmembrane protein 158
Exons: 1
Coding region: 112-993 (293 amino acids)
Molecular function (GO): peptide binding
Source: RefSeq, a predicted model, not a curated record
CACACCGCCCGGCCGCCAGCUCCCGUGGUCCCGCCGUCCGCUCGCCGGCCCGUCGCCCGUGCGCCAUGCAGCCGCCGCCCGCCCCGCGCGCGUAGGCGCCAGCCGCAGGCCAUGCUGCUCCCGCUCGCCGCGCUGCUGGCCGCCGCCUGCCCGCUGCCGCCGGCCCGCGGCGGGGCCGCGGAUGCGCCGGGCCUCGGCGGGGCGCCCCUCAACGCCUCCGUCAACGCGUCGUCCGAGGGCGAGCCCGCCGCCCCGCGGCUGCUGGCCUCGGCGGCUCCCGGGACCCCCGAGCGCCCGGGCCCAGAGGAGGCGGCGGCGGCGUGCAACAUCAGCGUGCAGCGGCAGAUGCUGAGCUCGCUGCUCGUGCGCUGGGGCCGCCCGCGGGGCUUCCAGUGCGACCUGCUGCUCUUCUCCACCAACGCGCACGGCCGCGCCUUCUUCGCCGCCGCCUUCCACCGCGUCGGGCCGCCGCUGCUCAUUGAGCACCUGGGGCUGGCGGCCGGCGGCGCGCAGCAGGACCUGCGCCUCUGCGUGGGCUGCGGCUGGGUGCGCGGCCGCCGCCCCGGCCGCCUCCGGCCCGCCGCCGCCGCCUCCGGGGCGCCCACCGCGCUGCCCGCCUACCCCGCAGCCGAGCCCCCCGGGCCACUGUGGCUGCAGGGCGAGCCGCUGCACUUCUGCUGCCUGGACUUCAGCCUGGAGGAGCUGCAGGGCGAGCCGGGCUGGCGGCUGAACCGCAAGCCCAUCGAGUCCACGCUGGUCGCCUGCUUCAUGACCCUGGUCAUCGUCGUGUGGAGCGUGGCCGCCCUCAUCUGGCCGGUGCCCAUCAUCGCCGGCUUCCUGCCCAACGGCAUGGAGCAGCGCCGGACCACCGCCAGCGCUGCCGCCGCCGCCGCCCCCGCCGCCGUGCCCGCGGGGACCACCGCCGCCGCCGCCGCCGCCGCCGCGGCCGCCGCCGCCGCCGCGGCCGUCACCUCGGGGGCGGCGGCCAAGUGACCCGGCCCGCUCCUCCCCGCGUCCGCCCUGUGGCCGCGCUCUCGGGUGCCUUUCCCGCCGGGAGACUCGGCCGGUGUGCUUCGUGCUGUGGUGACCGUUAGUUCUUCCUCCGGGGAGGGGGCCGCCGGAGGGGCCCCAGCGGCUUUGCCCAGCGACCUGCGUGCCGCGCGUCGUUCCGGAAGGCAGGUGGCAGUCCUUGCGCCCGCAGGGUGGGAUCCGCAGCUAGGAAGACAGAGAGGAGGGAAACGGGGCCCUUUCCCCUCUAUUGUAACCCCCUGCCCUCCUCCCUCCCCGCACCCACGUGCCCUACAUUCAUGGCAGAAAAUGACCAAAUCCUGUGUAUUUGUUUUAUAUAUUUAAUAACUGUUUUAAAUGAAAGUUUUAGUAAAAAAAAAAUCAAAUUGCUAUUGCUGUAGUAAGAGAAGCUCUUUGUAUCCAAACAUAGUAUUUGAAGUUAGUUGUUUUUUAAUUUAUUUAAAAGGGGAGGGGGCAUGGGAAGGAUUUCACACCCACAUAUUGUUACCGCUAAAAUGAACUUUAUGAACCUUUUCCAAGUCGAUCUAUCCAGUGACGUGGCCUGGUGGGCGUUUCUUGUACUAAUGUGGUUUUUUUUUGGCUUUUAAUACAGACAUUUUCCUCCAGAGAUGCGUAUGUAGCUUUUUUCUUUAUUUGAUCUAGGAAAAGGAAUCCAAGAAUUACAAGGUGUUGCCCUGAAAUGUGAGGGAGGGAUGCUCCAAAGUUACAGAGGGGCUAGUGCAAUCUGUCUCCCCUUGCCUGUCUAGGACAGGCAGGAGAUGGAAACUAUAUUACUUACCCUGAUGGUAACUGUUUUAGGGCUCACCAGGCUGCCUUCCAGCAACCACCCAGCCCCACCCUGCCAACCCCCCUUAGCCUCACUGACAUUUGUCACGGUGGCAUACAGGGUUUUAUGUCAUUUGUCUUUUUGUCCCCUGCCUCACAGUCUGUGAAACACCCAGUAAAAUGCCAAAACAGUAAAAUCAGUAAUUCCCGAGCCAGGUAUCUUUCAUGGAAAUGACCCAUUUUAAAAAACAUGUCGAUUUCCUUUUCAUGUGUGUAAGUGUCAGCCUAUGAGCACAUUUCAAAAGCUAGUUUUAAAACCUGCGUUAUUAUUUUGGCAUUAAUAGAUUUUUUUUUUUUUUUAAGGUCAAUUCCUAGUGGCUAAAUAGUUCACGAUCACAAGGCUUUCCUCACUCCUGGUUUCCAUGGUAUGAUAUCUGCUGGGCAGUAGUUUCAGAUUUUUCCCAGUUUUCAGAAGAAGAAUAAAUGAAAAGUCCUUAAAUUGACUCAGUAUAAAAACCAUUUUAAAAGCCUCUUAGAAAGAUAUUAAAAGCUACUUUCCCUUGCUCUAUUUCCUCCCCAUUUUUGAGUGAAUACUUGAUAUUGUCCUAGAGCUGUAGUUCUCAGAGUGGGGUCCCUGGACCAGCAACAGCAGCAGCAGCAGGGAACUGGUUAGAGACGCAAAACUGAGGCCUCAUCCAGGACCAAGUGAACCAGAAACUCUGGGCAGGGCCCAGCAAUCUAUGUUUUAGCCAGCACUCCAAGAGAUCCUGAUGCGUUUCAAGUUUGAGAACUGCUGUGCGCUAGCAGAAGGGAACCCCCAAAACGCCUAGCCUCCUUUUAUCUUGGCAUGUCUCUAUGAUAUCAAAGAUCUGAGACCCCUGUUCCACAGGAAGCUGAAGGAGAGGUUGGGUCAUUGCCCUGCACCUUCAACUGCCCAUCUGGCUCUUUGGAAUCCAGGGCUAUCUCUAGCAGAGGCCAGCCAUGAGAGAGGAGGAGGGGAGGGUGAUGGCCCUCCCCUCCUCCCGGUCCAGACACUGAAGUUCAAUGUAAUGCAAACCUGCUAGCCUUGCAAGUCACGGUAUAUCUUCUUAUGCUCCAAAGCAAGGUGGUUGGUGAGCUGCAUUCUUUUCCAGCCCCGCGGUAUCUAGCAGGAGAAAACCAAUAGCUGCUAACCUUGGUCAAUUUUCCUAUGAUCACAGUAUUUGUAAUUCUGGAAGGCACAUUAAGUAUUCCGGGUACAACACACACACACUCACGCGCGCACGCACGCACACACACACACACACACACUCAUUCUCCCUGCUUUUUCCCAAGAUAGAAACUGAGGGCUGAAGAGGUUUUAGCAUUUUGUCUACCAUCACACAACUACAAGUCUUGGUCUUCUGCCUUCCUAACUGGUAUUUUUUCAUCACCAAAAACUUCCUUUCCCUGAAUUAGGAGCUAGCCACUCAAGGUCUGCUCCUGUGGCCACCCCCCAACCUCCCCCACCCCAUCACUGUCAGAUUCCGUGCAGCCAUAUGCCCAAAGAACCAGAGAGCAUUAAUUUUAAAUGAGACACGCAGGCACUUAAUAGAAAAAAUAUAUAUAUUUGUAUGUGUAUAAUAUUUGCACAUACUAUAUAUGCAUACAUGCAUACGUACCUACGAUGGGCCCUAAUGAAUACUUUCUUAGGGUGGGCUUGGAAUAUCAAAAUCUAUUGCUGCGGGGUGCCUGGGUGGCUCAGUUGUUAAGCGUCUGC